This is a messenger RNA of Pestalotiopsis fici W106-1, 1731 nucleotides long. RefSeq lists its product as uncharacterized. The record is from RefSeq and is a predicted model, not a curated record. The transcript is spliced from 2 exons. Bases 1 to 1731 code for a protein of 576 amino acids. Lineage: Eukaryota; Fungi; Ascomycota; Sordariomycetes; Amphisphaeriales; Sporocadaceae.
AUGGGACCGGACGAGGCUGGGCUUAGUUCCGACUGGGUCUUUUCUCUCAACUCGAGCCAUGUAUGCAAUGACAAGCGAUGGUUCAAGACCUUGGAGCCAUUUCCCACGGCCGUGGUGCAAAAGAGCUUCCUGACCAAGCCGGCAGAGACCAAAGCCGAAGGCGUCGGGACAGUCGACUUGCCGGUCAAGCGCUCGCCGCACUUGAGUGGACGAUACGCGCACCAUGUUCUACGCCUAGAGAAUGUCAUAUACGUGCCCGACUACAAGUUCAACGUUGUCGGCAUGGAGAUUUUGCGCAAAAACGACUGGGUCUAUGAGGGAUCCUCACCGUUCAAGGAUCAGGAUGCCGCCAUCCUCGACCAGCAGGGACUGCAAGUUUGCUAUAUGCGACAAAACCAUGGAAUGUCCUGCAUUCGGCUCAGUGGCCCUCCUCACGGACCCGUGACUUCACCGACACAAUUCGAUGGGGAAUCGAUUCAUAUCGUAGGACAUAUCAUGUGGCCGGAAACGGAGCGUGUCCGGUUCGAGAGGCAUAAAGCAGCCUUGGCAAGCAGAAAGCAGGGCACAGAGCCAAGUAUAUUCACGGUUUCCGAGCUAUUGGCCCAUAAUCGCCCCGGUAGACGCGGCUACACCACUGAGGAAAAGGCAUGGCUAAAGAAAUACCACGGAAAUGAGUACAAAUUCCUCCAGUCGCAUGGCCUCAGCAUCUACAAGGAAGAUCAGCGCGAGGAAGGACGGGCCAUUGCACGCAACAUGAUGCAAAUGGAUGAGAAGCGCAAUGAAGAAUUGGCCACUGUUCAGCCAAAGCAUGUGGAGGAGCCUACUCAAGAGCAAGAGAAAAAGAAAAACAGGCGUGGUGGCAAGAAGAAGAAGAGCAAUGCUAACAGUGAGACCAUCACCGCUGGCGUUAGUGGCGAUGCUACACAUGCCAGCAGUGUCGAUAUCUGGAGCGGUGCGAAUGCUGAACCCCACUUGGAUGCGGUUGAGACGGGAAUUGUUGAUCAAAGUAACGAGCAUGCUCAAACUGGCAAGAGGAGAAAGAAUAAAAAGAAGAGCAAAGCCAAGAUAACCGACUUGGCCACGGAUACGGGCAGUGUUAUCAACAACACUGGCACCGCCAAUGUCACAAGAGAUGUCAAUCCUAGCAGCAACGUGGGCGGAUCACAAAUUCAGGAGCUGGAGCAGACUGCCGGAGUCACCCAACCCAGCAAAAAGAAGAGAAACAACAAGAAGAAGAACAGGAGCACGAACGAGGAGAUCAAUGCCGAUGUGGGCGGCAGUGCCACGAGAAGCAGCGCAUCCAAUCUGUUCAAUGACGCCAAAACCUCGAAUAACUCCACUGGCCCAGAGACUGAGACGAUCGAGCCGACCACCAAGACCAUUCCGACCGGCAAAAAGAAGAGAAAGAACAAGGGUACUAAGAAGGCCAACAUUGUUCCUCUCAGUCCCGAACAGCAGGAGCAGCAGGCACAAACGUACCUUCAUUCGCUGAUCCAGAACGUCGCCGCCAAGCACGAACAGGACAGGCAAAGGGCAGAAGCGACGCCUCCUCCUCCUCAAGUCCCGGCGACGAUACCUCAGCCCAGCAAGAAGAAGAGGGGGAACAUGAAGAGAAACAAGAACAUUGACAGCAACCACACAAUGAGUAGCAUCGAGGCUCGUCCUGCCCGUGAACCACUGUACUUCAUCCCUCCAGUUUGGCCGGCUGACAUUUUCAAGACCGUGCCUUGA